AUGCUCCUUUUCCAAUUAUUGACAUUUGGAAUAGGCGUAGAUCACAAGAGACACCGGAAGACCCUUUCUCCAGCAUUCGGCCCCGCAGAGAUGAAAGCACUUAUGCCAAUGUUUAGGACUGUCAUCCGACGGAUGUGCGAUCGAUGGGAGGAUGUUGUAGCAGAUGGUCCGGUUGUUGUCAAUGUUACUCGCUGGCUGUCUCGUGCGACUUUGGACAUUAUCGGCGAAGCGGCGUUCGACUAUCAGUUCAAUGCGCUGGCGGAUGAUUCAAACAGAUUAGCUCGUAUCUAUAAUAACUUUCUUGUCUCUGCGUUCGGCAUUCCAACUCCGACCAGCAUAUUUGUUCAGCAAGUAUUCGGUCUUCUUCCCGAGUCUUUCUUUCCUUUGCUAGGAAAACUGCCGUCGAGAAAUCUAAAGCCUCUGCGAGAGGUCGCUGAAGAAGGGCGAGUUACUGGUCGGAUGUUGCUGGAUGAACGCACGAAUAGUAGUAAAAAGCAGAACUCAAAAGACAUUUUGAGUUUGCUUGUAAGAGCGAACGAGUCCGAGAGUUUGGCGAAUAGACUCUCCGACGAGGAAUUGAUUUCGCAGAUUCGAACAAUGAUCGUAGCGGGACCUUGCUCGUCACCCGAUAUGCAGGGGAAAAUAAGAAAGGAGAUCUAUGAUGCGCUUUCGGUCGCACGAGCAAAUGGUCAAUUGGACCUCAACAUCAAUAAUAUGGAGAAAUUGGAGUACGGGCUAGCCUUCAUGAAGGAAGUGCUACGUCUGUAUCCUGCUGUGUAUCAAACAUGGCUGCAGUCUGCAAAGCCGGAUGUCAUUCCGCUAUCCAGGCCGAUUAUUACCAGCGAUGGACGGAAGAUCGAGGAAAUACCGAUAGAGAAAGGCCAAAAUGUCCAUCUCUCAAUAUUCGCCUACAACCGGAGCUCAGACAUUUUUGGAGACAAUCCGGAUGAUCUGAUACCGGAAAGAUGGCUGAAUGCUGACAAGCCGAUCUCGAGUAUCUUUGGCGUAUAUUCAAACCUGGGGAUCUUCAUUGCUGGAUUCCAGGCCUGUCUUGGGACAAUCGAGCUCCAGACCUUCAUGAUCGAAACUCUUCGUAAAUUCCGAUUUUCUCUUGCACCUCAGUCCGGAAAUAUUAUUCCUGCUGCGGCAGGAGUAAUGGCACCUGUCAUUGAUACUGAUAAGGAGAAAGGGAAACAACUGCCGCUUUUGAUAUCAGUUUUAUAA
Molecule: messenger RNA, 1224 nt
Organism: Fomitiporia mediterranea MF3/22
Lineage: Eukaryota; Fungi; Basidiomycota; Agaricomycetes; Hymenochaetales; Hymenochaetaceae
Product: cytochrome P450
Exons: 11
Coding region: 1-1224 (407 amino acids)
Molecular function (GO): heme binding; iron ion binding; oxidoreductase activity, acting on paired donors, with incorporation or reduction of molecular oxygen
Source: RefSeq, a predicted model, not a curated record